AUGCACCUUUCUUCACCCAUCAUUGCCAGUUUGGCAAUUAUUCUUCCAUCACUUGCUCUUCCAGCCUCAAGCCAAGGCAAGGGCGCAGUCCCUGGCGAGUCGUCUCUCUUCGUCAACUACGGUGGGAAGAAGACUCCUCUGGAUCCCGAGUACACCAGAGUCAUCCCACCAGCCAAGCAUGGUGCGCCACAGUCGGAUGAUCUCCUUUUCCAAAACCUGCUGAGUGCAGAAUGGAUCAUCUAUUCCUUCUACCAAGAAGCUGUGGAGACUUUCUCUACUGCCGACUUUGUUAAACUCGGUCUUCCAAACACCACUUAUCAACGCGUCACCGAGAUGCGUGACAACGAGGCCGGCCAUAUUCGCAUCUUUCAAGACCAAAUCUCGGACUACUCCCUGAAGCCAGGACCAUGCCGGUAUGACUUCGGCUUGGGCAACAGCGCCGGGACCUUCCUGGCGCUGCAGGUGUAUAUCGAAGUCUCUAGCAUGGCCUUCCUGACUGGUCUGGUCCGCGAAGCCAAAACCAAAAUGUCAAAGUCUGCCCUGGUGGCAAUUGCCGAGGUGGAAACCCGCCAUAACGUCUGGUCGCUGAUCGAUGUUUGGAACGUCAGUCCCUUCUCUGGUCCUGCCGACACCAUCUACCCGUACGCCAACCAGAUCUUGGACUCCACCAAUGCCUUUGUUCUGCCCGGCAGCUGUCCAGCCCAGAAUCCAGUGUAUCCCAGUCCGCGCCAGAACCUGCCGCAGCUGGAAUUCAACAAAAAUUCAACCACUGGUCGUCCGGGGUCAAAGAUCCAGUUUGUGUUUUCUGAUGUGGAUAAUCAGCCAUCGUUUAAACUGUCGCACAAUUACUAUGUGGUGUUCUAUCAUGGUCUGGAUAUCAUCAGUGUGCCGUUCAACCCGGUGGACAAUACCUCCACUAUUCCGAGGCAGUUUGACUCGUCGAGUAUCAUUAUUGCAGCUAUUGCGGAUCAACUUAAUGCCCCAACUGAAGACAGUGUGGUCGCCGGGCCAUUGAUUAUGCUAGAGCAGCCAGGAACGUUGACAUUGAAGGAACCUAAUGCUGUUUGA
Molecule: messenger RNA, 1068 nt
Organism: Penicillium lagena
Lineage: Eukaryota; Fungi; Ascomycota; Eurotiomycetes; Eurotiales; Aspergillaceae
Exons: 1
Coding region: 1-1068 (355 amino acids)
Source: RefSeq, a predicted model, not a curated record